GGCUCACGGAAACGCGUAUUAUAUAUAUAAGCUUCAUCUUCAUCUUCUUCUUUUGCGGCGGUGGUGAUUUCAUUCGCUUUUUCAAUUCUCACUUCUCAACACAGGAGAAAUAACUUCUUUUAUCUAUCGUCUUCUUUAACUAGAUUCGAGCGCCGCAUUGUUUUAUUUCCAUCCUUGGUUCUUCUACCAAUUGCAUCUCGGAAUCCGAAUCCUGUCAAUUCUGAUCUAGAUUUAGCAGCUUCAUACGCUUUAAAUAUUAGAUCCACGAAUUCAAUUGUUGCAGUUACUUAUCGGAAGACAGAUAUUCUUUUGUACAUGCAUUAAGGAUGAAAGGAGGAGGAGGAGGAGGAGGAGGAGGCUUUUAUGGCCUGAAGGGAACUCAACUCUCUCUCGUACUCUUGGCUCUUGUAUGUACAACCCUUGUUAUUUGGGCAUGCGACAAAUCAUUCCUUCUUAGCUCCAUAAUUCCACCUCAAAACGUUGUUGUGCAGCUUUCUCCUGAGAUUGUUAUUGCUUCUUCAGAACCACAUAAUAAUGCAUCUGCCAUGGAAGUUGAGACAGGCUUAACUGUAACUUCACUUCAUAAGGACAAAACAAUUGCCAAAAGCUCUGAUGAAGGUGUUGUAUCCGAUGUUGUCGAGAAAAAAACGACAAUGUAUACAAAUAUCACCAAAGGAGAAGAAGAACAAGAAGCAGCUGCACCAGAAUCCACAAAUAUUAUAGCCUCCUUUGUUAAAGAGAAUGAGAACAUUUCACCUGCAGUAUGUAACUAUGCAGUAGGAAAAUGGGUAGUUGAUGAUAACCGGCCUCUUUACUCUGGCUCUGGUUGCAAGCAGUGGCUGUCGGGAAUGUGGGCUUGCCGUCUCACUCAGAGGACUGAUUUUGAAUAUGAGAAGUUUAGAUGGCAGCCUAAAAACUGUAAGAUGGAAGAAUUCAGUGGGUCCAAAUUCCUAGAAAGGAUGCGAGAUAAGACUCUUGCUUUCAUUGGUGAUUCUUUGGGUAGACAGCAGUUCCAGUCACUGAUGUGUAUGAUCACAGGCGGUGAAGAGGAUUUGUUUCGUGUUGAAGAUGCAGGAACGGAGUAUGGACUUGUUAAGGCUCGUGGUGCUGUACGUCCAGACGGAUGGGCAUACCGCUUCCCUACCACCAACACUACCGUUCUCUUCUACUGGUCAGCGAGUCUUUGCGAUUUGGAACCGCUUGAUCCAACAAAUCCUCUGACCGAAUACGCGAUGCAUCUUGAUCGACCACCGGCAUUCUUGAAGCGUUUUAUCGACAGGUUUCAGGUUGUGGUUCUCAAUACCGGGCAUCAUUGGAACAGAGGGAAGCUUAAGGCAAACCGUUGGGUAAUGCAUGUAAACGGUUCUCCCAUCAAAAAUUCGAGAUUGGCCACGAUUGAGGGAGCCAAAAAUUAUACUGUUUACAGCAUAGUGAAUUGGGUAAACUCGCAGCUACCCAAGUAUCCGGGGAUGAGAGGAUUUUAUCGGGCUCUUUCGCCAAGGCAUUUCUUCAACGGAGAUUGGAACACGGGAGGGACUUGUGACAGUACAACCCCUAUGUCGAGAGGGUUGGAGGUGUUGAAAGAGGAGUCGGAUGACGUUGUUGGUGCAGGGGCAGUGAAGGGCACGAGCGUCCAGCUGUUGGACAUAACGGGAUUAUCACAGCUGAGAGAUGAAGGACAUAUGUCGCGUUACAGCAUUAGAGCGACGCCUGGCAUGCAGGAUUGUUUGCAUUGGUGCUUGCCUGGGAUUCCAGAUACUUGGAAUGAAAUUCUUUUUGCUCAAUUAUAAGGUUCAACUGCAAGCAGAUCGAGCUGUGGGUGGAAGUGUUGACCUUUUAAAUCAACCAAGCCAAGCCAGACAUCGAUCGUUUCUUCAAGAGAUCUUGUUUGAUGUAGAUUUAGAAAGAAAAGGAUGGUCAAUCGAAGAAGAAGGCAGCUUCAGCUCAUUACUACUACCAGCCAACCGCUUUCGGAUAUUAAUCAAAGACAUUCUCCUCCUCGGACAAUACAACAUAUAUAGUAACUUCUUAAUUUCUUCAACUUCUUAAUUUCUUCAAAUUGUUUGUGUCUUCUUGGGUUAUAAUUUGGUUGUAUCAUUCAAUUAAUGAAAUCUUACCUUCAAAGUUCGUGUUUAAA
This is a messenger RNA of Impatiens glandulifera, 2137 nucleotides long. Its product is annotated as protein trichome birefringence-like 16. Gene Ontology annotation, molecular function: acetyltransferase activity. The record is from RefSeq and is a predicted model, not a curated record. The coding region runs from base 327 to 1790 and encodes 487 amino acids. The transcript has 6 exons. NCBI's taxonomy places the organism in Eukaryota, Viridiplantae, Streptophyta, Magnoliopsida, Ericales, Balsaminaceae. Gene Ontology annotation, biological process: xyloglucan metabolic process; xylan biosynthetic process; plant-type secondary cell wall biogenesis. Gene Ontology annotation, cellular component: Golgi apparatus.